Pongo pygmaeus (Bornean orangutan) is the source of this 1622-nucleotide messenger RNA. RefSeq names its product serine/arginine repetitive matrix protein 1-like. The transcript has 4 exons. Lineage: Eukaryota; Metazoa; Chordata; Mammalia; Primates; Hominidae. Bases 1 to 552 code for a protein of 183 amino acids. The record is from RefSeq and is a predicted model, not a curated record.
AUGGAGCGCGGCCGCUGGCUCCCGGUCACGGGAACUCGACGUCACAAAGAGCGGAGUAAACAGGGCGCCGGGUGCUCGCCAUCAGGCCCAUUCAUAAAACCGAGGCCGAGAGGAAGAGGGAGGCGGCCUCCGACCCACCGCCAGCGGCGGGCAGCGCCCGGACUUUGUGAAUGGAGCGCGCGGCGCCUUUCGCCGUCUGCCCGCGGGCCCAGCUUGCGCCGCGCCUCCAGCCCGACACCGGCACCUGUGCCGCCGCUGCACCCCGCCGCUAGGCUGGCGGCGCCAAAGCUUCCCCAGGAACGUGGGCAACCCCCUGCUUGGAAGAUGAAAGAGAAAGUCCUCCCGCCCGAAGCCCAGGAUCCGAGUGAGUCUGUGGACAAAACAACCAGUUUAAACAGGGACCUUGUGAAACAGCUUGUCAAUAAGCAGAUCUUGGAGAAAACAAAGGACAACAAAAUGUCUAAAUCACCUUUCCAAGGCUUCAACAGUGAAUGUAUUUUCCAAAUCAAUGUUGGAGUACAUGGUCAGAAAAGAUGUCUUUUGGACUUGUGAAAUUACUUAUAUAAAAGUUCUUACCAAGAAGGAAGCAUAAAAAACACAUUUAUUUAUAUGUUUACUAAAUCUUCUUUUAUUGAAAACAAUAAGACAACCUGAAAGCAAGUCUAUCAGAGAAAAUCUGGGACUUACGUCUUCACUGACAAAAUAAUAAAUAAGACAAAGUGAUAGAAGACCUUUGUCAUGACACCUGUUUGCUACCAGAGCCCCAGGCCAUCGUCGUCCACUGAUGUCUCCACAUUAAUUCUGCAGAGGUCCUGGAUAGUCUUCCCUGCCCUGUCUAAUGGUCAGUUAAUUCUUCUUGUAAGCACAUCAUGGCUGACCAAGUGCUGGACAGUGCAAAGAAAGGUGUCAGAGCUUUCAUCUUAAGCCUUGAUUGGAUGGUGAGUAGGUCUCCUGCAGCUAAUCAGUGGCUUUAGAAACCCUGGAGUCCUUCAGAAACCCUAAAGUUCUUCUGAUUUUUCUGGUAUACCGAAGGAAAAGGCCAACAACCAACAAUUUCUAAAUAAGAAAUUUCCACCUUAGCUAAAAGCAAAAGGCCUUUGAUACUGUAUGAGAUUGAUCAACUCACUUCAGUUGAAAUAAUGGUUUUCUGAAUUCAAGGCAUGAAAACAGCCUUUCCCCACUGGAUGGGAUGCUCAGAUUACCAGCCCUGGAAUGAAACAAAAGGAGAAGCCUAUCUCACCCCACACUUCUCAACCGUUUGCCAUUCUGAGAUGACACCUGCAGAGCUACAGCCCCACCUGCCCCAGCACCCACGGGUGCCUUGGUCAUCCUGCACUAUGGAGCUGCUCGUCUCUCCUCUAUGAGGAGUUUUAAUCUUCUAUGAGUCCAGUUUUUACAUUUUUAAAUUUCUUUUCCUUUUGUUUUUAGUUUACACAUAAUAAUUGUACAUAUUUAUGGAAUACAGACUGAUAUUUUCAUACAUGUAUCUACAUUGUGUAAUGAUCAAAUCAGGGUAAUUAGCAUAUCCAUCACCUCAAAUAUUGAUCAUUUCUUUGUCUUGGGAACACUCAAAAUCCUCUCUUGUAGCUGUUUCAAAAUAUACAAUAAAUUGUUUUUAACUA